Molecule: messenger RNA, 1024 nt
Organism: Neoarius graeffei (lesser salmon catfish)
Lineage: Eukaryota; Metazoa; Chordata; Actinopteri; Siluriformes; Ariidae
Product: chemokine XC receptor 1-like
Exons: 1
Coding region: 1-942 (313 amino acids)
Biological process (GO): G protein-coupled receptor signaling pathway; immune response
Cellular component (GO): membrane
Molecular function (GO): G protein-coupled receptor activity
Source: RefSeq, a predicted model, not a curated record
AUGGAGACUACAACUGUAUUCGAGAACAAAGAUGAUGCAUAUGAAGUGGACAACACAGAAUACAAGGUGUCAGAUUCACACAUUUCAAUUCUCAUCAUUGUGAUCCUCCUCAGUCUCAUUGGUAAUGUCCUGGUUGUUGCGAUCAGUGUCUUCUAUAUGAAGCUUCAGUCACUGAUCAUCAUCAUCAUACUCAACUUGGCUGUGUCAGACCUGCUGUUCACUGUCCAUUUGAUGUUCUGGGCCUAUGACCAUAUCUGGGGUUUCACUCUUGGAAAUGGAGGGUGGAAAGCAGCUCACUUUAUUUUCGCAGCGGGAUUUUACAAUACCCUGGUGUUCCUGGUGUGGAUGAGUGUUCAGCAAUACAUGUCUGUAGUGUGUGUUCAAUCAAGCUGGAAAAAAGGACGUUACUUCACACACUGUGCAUGGGCAGUGAGCAUCUUGGCAGCAUUGCCAGCCCUGCUGAAUAUCGAAGCAGUUCUUGAUGCACGAUACUGUACAUGCAUCAGCAUUACUGUAAGGAUUCUUGCUAUAUAUAAACACGUUAUUUUUGUGUGGGCAUUGUUGAUCAUGGGUUGUUUCUACAUCAGGAUUCUACAAACCAUCUUCAAGUCACCAACAAAUCAGACACACAGAAUUACUGGACUUGCCUUCUUUCUGGUAGCUACUUACUUUAUUUGUUGGGCUCCUUUUAACAUAAUGUCUUUUCUAGGCAUCUUACGUUGUCAUCAGAUAAUUUCUACCUACAACAUGGAACGUUUCAUUUACGCCUGGUACAUUUGUCAAUUUCUGGCUUACACCCGAUGCUGCCUCAAUCCAGUAAUUUAUGGUUUAUUUGGUAUAAAAUAUCGUAAGGAAAUGAGAGAGAUCUUUCAAAGGGAAGUGAUUCCAAACUCUGCAGAAAUGGGAACGACAGAACAUCAUCAGUUGCAGCAGUUUAAUUAAUCAAAUCCCAGAGGUGGGUGUAAGUCAUGAUGUUUUGUGAAUUGAAUCUUCUCACUCUGGAGACUUGGCUUCAGAUCUUUAG